UCGCCCUCCUCCGUAUGAUCCGCUCCUCCGCCACGCAGCCCGACAUCGCCCUCCUCUCCGUCGGUGGCGUAGACUUGACCACUUCCCUCAACCUUGCCGUCGGAUCGAAAGACGACCUUUACCCUACGUUCUACUCUCCCUAUUCCGCCCCUGGCACACCACCUCAAACGGUGGAACCGGAUUUCACUCUUCCCUCAUGCUAUAACGUUCAGGCGCCGAUGCCUGGGCCGCAAAAGGCGGCUGCAUUCAGCGACGAGACGUUGUUCUUCAUGUUCUACUCUAGCCCGCGUGACAUCCUGCAGGAAGUCGCCGCUCAGGAACUGUACAACCGUCACUGGCGCUUCCACAAAGAUUUAGGGAUGUGGGUCACCAAAGAGCCCGAGUAUAACGACCCCUCGCAAACUGGGCCUGGAACGGAGACGUCCGAGACAAACAAGCGGCUGAACGGUGCAGGCGAGAAGGCAGUGUACACCUAUUGGGACGUCGAGAAGUGGGAUAAGGAGCGGAAGGAGGAUGUGGUCAUGUUCGACGCGUUGGAGGAGAGGCAGCCUGGCAUGGCUCUACCCACCGCUGCUACUGGUGCGCGUGAGUGAGGUGCAGGAAGUGGUCCUAUCCGACGGGAAGAAGUCGCAGGAUGCCCGCACCUCUUCUCCCCGUUGCUCUCUUGCCUGGGUUGUUGAUCGUCUCCCGCAUCCAUGGGUUGUGAGUUGAUAUCAUAUCGACGCUGGUUGGCCAGUUGGCACUCGAUUUUUAUUUUCUCAAUUUCUG
Molecule: messenger RNA, 768 nt
Organism: Dacryopinax primogenitus
Lineage: Eukaryota; Fungi; Basidiomycota; Dacrymycetes; Dacrymycetales; Dacrymycetaceae
Exons: 2
Coding region: 15-593 (192 amino acids)
Biological process (GO): regulation of DNA-templated transcription; nuclear-transcribed mRNA poly(A) tail shortening
Cellular component (GO): CCR4-NOT core complex; P-body
Source: RefSeq, a predicted model, not a curated record